Acanthocheilonema viteae is the source of this 1764-nucleotide messenger RNA. NCBI's taxonomy places the organism in Eukaryota, Metazoa, Nematoda, Chromadorea, Rhabditida, Onchocercidae. The record is from the annotation of a GenBank genome assembly.
AUGCCGGACACGCUCCUUUAUUUGUUUUUCACUUUGUUAGUAACCAUAGCUUCUCGAACGAAUAAUCAGCUGAAACUUGAUCCGGAAUAUUUGUUUACACGUCAGGAAAAAAUUGGACGCGGCUCAUUUGGCGAAGUUUUUAAAGGAAUUGAUAAUCGUACAGGACAGGUAGUUGCAAUAAAAAUAAUUGACUUGGAGAAGGCUGAGGAUGAAAUUGAGGAUAUACAACAAGAAAUUAUGGUACUUAGUCAGUGUGAUUCACCAUACGUCACAAAAUACUACGGAUCGUAUUUGAAGGAAUCCAAGUUAUGGAUAAUAAUGGAAUAUUUGGGUGGUGGUUCUGCGUUGGAUCUAACAAAAUGUGGUAAAUUGGAAGAAAGUCAUAUUGCUGUAAUUCUGCGCGAAAUAUUGAAGGGUUUAGAGUAUCUCCAUUCUGAGCGGAAAAUUCAUCGAGAUAUUAAAGCUGCAAAUGUUUUACUCUCCGAACAUGGUGAUGUGAAGGUAGCAGACUUUGGUGUCGCCGGACAACUAACAGAAACAGUGAAAAAGCGAAUUACAUUUGUAGGGACACCAUUCUGGAUGGCACCUGAAGUGAUUCGGCAAGCUUCAUAUGAUUUCAAGGCAGAUAUUUGGAGUUUAGGCAUUACAGCCAUUGAAUUGGCAAAUGGCGAACCACCGCAUUCAGAUUUGCAUCCAAUGCGUGUGUUAUUUUUGAUACCUAAAAAUCCUCCACCACAAUUGAAUGGAUCUCAUUGGUCUCGCUUGUUUAAGGAUUUUGUCGAAUUAUGCUUGAAUAAAGAUCCAGAAAAUAGGCCUUCUGCGAAAGAGUUACUGAAGCAUCCGUUCAUCAGAAGAGCGAAGAAAAAUUCAAUUCUGAUGGAUCUGAUUGAACGAAGUGCGGAUUACAAAGCGAGACUUGGACCAAGUAGCGAUUCAGAUCAAGAUGAAGAAGCUGAUAAUAGUGGCGGGACUGACUGGGUGUUUAAUACGAUAAAAACACCACAGAGUACAAGCGAUCUUACAAACGACCAGAAUACUGUAAGAGUAAAGAGUGACAUUACAAGACCAUCUAUAUCAACAUCUCAUUUGUCGAGAGGUCAAGAAAUGAGUCCGAACUCUACAAUCAUUAACAGAAAUAAUUCUAAUGUGGCUCAAAUAGCUCACGAGCUUCGCCAAACAUCAUUGCGUCCUACAAGUUCCUCUACUUGCAUCAACCACUCAUCGCCUAUUUAUGCUAACACGGGUCCUUUUGCAAAUGAUGUUAAAGUGGCGCAUAAUGGAAACGCUACAACGAUAGCCGUUUCAUCGCCAGCAAGUUCACCUACCUCAUCACUAAUUCGCCAUUCGUUUUCAAUCAACGAUACACCUCCAAAUAUGCAAGGAGCUGCACAGCGCUGUCGUAAUACAUCUUCACAAAUUACUGGAAAUGCAUCAACAAACAUUCUUGCCUAUCGAACAUCCGCAUUUCACCAAAGUAAUCAUCUUUCAACUCAAACGAAUGAGCCAAUAUAUGAGCAACCAAGGAGAAAGGGUGUUUUGGAGCACACAUUACUGCCGGCUUUGGAUCGACUGGCACGUACUCGUCACUCGGGCAGUGAUCUGGAUGCUGUCGCUGCGGCUUUUAAAGAAGCGGAAAAGAAUUGUCCGGGUAUAUGUGACGAAUUUAUUGUUGAAUUGUUAACUGCUGUUGCAUAUCCUCAGGCGACUGAAUCUGAAUUGCAGGCAGCUGUUGAUCGUCUCACUGCGUAUGUUUCUUCAUUUUAG